AGUACCAAAAGGAUUUGAAUGAUUAUUAUGAUACAGAGGAUAACUCUUACCUUAAUGAUUUUUCGCUGCGCUUCGACUCACUUGAAAGACGAACAAGACCACUGCGCACUGGCGGUGUCAUGCGUGCACGACGGUGCGCCACUGUACGGCAUCGCGCCGGACAACCGCACCGCACGCCUCUUUCUCGACACUUGCGAUGUUCACGAGUAUAAUUGUGACCACAAAACGAAUUACAGGCCGUGCAUCGAACACCCAGUCACAGAAAUCUCAACUCGCGCAGUCAGAGAUUCGGACACAGAAGAAUUGUUGAAAAGAAAGUUAUCUAAAUUCCUAAUUGGAAUACGGACAUCGUCAAAAAGUCCAACGAAAAUAGCAAAACUAAAAGUCAAGCAUGGACGAAACAAAACUAAAAGGUUUCUCAUAACCACAAAAGUCAAUAAAAAGAUGAGAAGGGGAUAA
Messenger RNA from Cydia amplana, 459 nucleotides. RefSeq lists its product as uncharacterized. NCBI's taxonomy places the organism in Eukaryota, Metazoa, Arthropoda, Insecta, Lepidoptera, Tortricidae. The coding region runs from base 19 to 459 and encodes 146 amino acids. The record is from RefSeq and is a predicted model, not a curated record. The transcript has 4 exons.